Molecule: messenger RNA, 3070 nt
Organism: Balaenoptera acutorostrata (minke whale)
Lineage: Eukaryota; Metazoa; Chordata; Mammalia; Artiodactyla; Balaenopteridae
Gene: NFKBID
Product: NFKB inhibitor delta
Exons: 11
Coding region: 1379-2512 (377 amino acids)
Biological process (GO): regulation of gene expression
Cellular component (GO): nucleus
Molecular function (GO): protein binding
Source: RefSeq, a predicted model, not a curated record
AGCCCCGACUCCUGCCUGGGUCCUGGGAGGAGGGGGCUGGCGACCCGGACUCCAUGCUGUAGAAAAAGAGGCUGGAUCGAGUUUUGGGGGGCGUUGUUUGAAAUUAGCCAAGGUCUGGGUGGGCAAGGUCCGGGGCUUGGCCGCAGGGAUGCACUCUGGCCGUGACCCUGCCCCACCCUGGGAUUUCCCGAGUCGCCACCCGGCCCGGGUCCCCGGGCUGAGCAGGAAUUUCCCUUGUGCGGGGAUUCCACGAACGCCACGCUUGGCCACGCAUCGCGUCUCGGAGCGGGGCACCUGGGCCGCCGGGCCUAGAGGAAGAGGGAGGUGGAAGAUUCCCUUGCGUGAGCGCCGUGACGUCAGCGCGUCGCGUCUGGGCUGUUUCCGAGUCCGCCCUCCGGCGCUUAACCCUUGCUAUGCUCGAGCGGGGCUCGGAAGGGUGAGGGCUCGGAAGGGUGAGGGCCCAGCCUUCUUGCGUCGUGCGAACAAGGAGUCUGGAAACUGGGAUUCCCAGGUCCUAGGGGGGAGUAGGUUGAGGGCCCGGACUCCUGGGUCCUGGGGAAGGGGAUGCGAGUCUCCCAGACUCCCGUGAGGUGGGGCUUGGACUUCUGGGUCUGAAGAGGGGGGCGAGGUCUGAACCUUUGGAUUCCUAAUGAGCUAGGGGGCUACUGACUUCGUGGUUCCUCAGGGAGAGGGGCUGGGGACUCGGAUGCCUGGUAUCCCGAGGAAGAAGUAUCAGGGCAGCUUCUAGGGCAGAGAGAUAUUGGGAACCUGGAUGUGCGUCUCUGGGGAGUGAUGCCCGGCGACGCCCCGAAUCCCUCAGGACUGGGAGAUCUGGGGGUGGGGUGAGGUGGGAUUUUUCACGGAAGUGGCAGGCAGAGGGAGGGGGGCUGCAGAGGGCGCCUCCACCUCCUUCCUCAGUUUCCACGACGCUGGUGGAAAGUUGGGUCAGAGGGGGAAGUGCGGAGCAAAAGGAAGGAAACCGCGGAGGCGGCGCCGCACCCGAAAUCUUAGAUUGGCUUUGGAGUUCUCAGGCGGCAUCGGUGUGCCAGUUUUUCCGCGCGGGAGGGCGAAGAGGGCGCUCAGAUUCACUCCCCGGCGCACUUGGGUGACUUAAGGACCCCUGAUAACUUCCCUCCCUCCUCACCCCGCAGUGAGCCGGAAUGAGCGCAGCCACUGCCCAUCACAGACGGUGAAGAAGCUCCUAGAAGAACAAAGGCGCCGCCAGCAGCAGCCUGACGCUGGUGGGCUACCGGGACAGUUCCUGGCUCCCCUGGCCCAGCCGCUGACCCCAUCUGUGAAUGAGGGUGAAGCUGGCCAUACUCACUUCCCAGCACACCAGGAGACUGUGGGUUCUGGACUUGGCAGCCUGGCACCCCCCAUGGGCUUUCCAGACUGGGACCCCAACACGCAUGCUGCCUACACGGACAGGCCCUACUCUUACCCUGCUUCUGCUGCUGAAGGUUUCCUGACUCCUGACUUCUACUCACACUCGGACCCAGGGCGGCCGUGUUCAUUUCCCCUGGGGAUGGAGGACCCCCUGGAUACUCGGCCCUAUGCAGAACCUUCCCUGCCACAGGCAGGAUCUUGGAGAGGUUCUGGACUCCCUUCAGGACCCCCACAGUUGCCUCCUGUGGUCAACGGACCAUCCCUGGACACUGCCCGUGCUCACAUGCUGGCUUUGGGGCCACAAAAGCUGCUGGCCCAGGAUGAGGAGGGAGACACGCUCCUGCACCUGUUUGCGGCUCGAGGGUUGCGCUGGGCCGCGUACGCCGCAGCUGAGAUGCUCCAAGUGUACAGACAUCUGGACAUUCGUGAGCAUAAGGGCAAGACCCCUCUUCUGGUGGCUGCUGCUGCCAACCAGCCCCUGAUUGUGGAGGAUCUACUGAACCUGGGAGCGGAACCCAACACCACUGACCAUCAAGGGCGUUCUGUCUUACACGUGGCUGCUACAUAUGGGCUCCCAAGAGUUCUCUCGGCUGUGAUUAACUCAGGGGUUCGAGUUGACAUCGAAGCCAGAGACUUCGAGGGCCUCACCCCUCUCCACACAGCCAUCCUGGCCCUCAACGUUGCUAUGCACCCACCCGACCUAUAUCCCCCAGUACUGAGUACCCAGGCCCAAGACAGGCUGGCUUGCGUCAAGAUGUUGCUGCACAUGGGUGCUGAUCAUACCAGCCAGGAGAUCAAGAGCAACAAGACAGUUCUGCACUUGGCUGUGCAGGCUGCCAACCCGACCCUGGUUCAGCUGCUGCUGGCGCUGCCACGGGGAGACCUGCGGGCCUUUGUCAACAUGAAGGCCCACGGGAACACAGCCCUCCACAUGGCGGCCGCCCUGCCCCCUGGGCCGGCCCAGGAGGCCAUUGUGCGGCGCCUGCUGGCAGCUGGGGCGGAUCCAACGUUGCGCAACCUGGAGAACGAGCAGCCUGUCCACCUGCUACGGCCCGGGCCGGGCCCCGAGGGGCUCCGGCAGCUACUGAAGAGGAGCCGUGUGGCACCCCCAGGCCUGUCCUCUUAGGACUCAGACCCAGAACCUGGACUGAUUUUCCAGUCCCCACCGUCCUGUGGGACAGCCAGCGUAUGCUAAUGUUGCAAAUCCGUGAUAAUGUAUGUGCAUAAUGUCCUGCCAUCGGGGUCUUACAUUAAAACCCCAAAAUGGCUGUUGGCGGGUAAACAGUCCCCAAUAUUUGGGGUGGUAUGAUACCCUUCCCCCACCCACAAGGAGCCCCCUUGAUGAUUUCUGUGAAAUCGAGGCCCCUUGAUUGUUUCUGUGAAACACACUGGACCCCCAACCCUUUCCCCACCAGGAUCUUUUGGGGUCCAGAUGUAACUCCCCAUAUGGUACUUGGAGUACGCCAAAACAGCUUCCGGUACCAUCCUAGUAGAGCUCCUAAGAUGACCCCUGACCUCCCCAGGAUCCACCCCCUUCAGGUCCUUAACCCUGAGACGUAGGAAGGACUCUCGAUUAGAGUCCCCUGGGUCCUACUGCUUUAAGUCAGAACACAACCAGGCCCCUGACCCAGACCUCAGUAUUUCUAGUGAAUCCCUCCCCUAUCUGAAACUCUUGAUUAAACUC